CCCAUAGAUCAUAACGACAAGUACCCCACCACCGUUUUUUCUCAAAGCAUAUCUCUAUAUCUCUAUAUCUCUCUCUAUCUGUAUCUACCUAUAUCCAUCUCUCUUGUCUCACUCUUCUCAAUUCACCUCCAGUAUCUAUGUUAUGUACUUACACCAACUGUAUGUAUGUGUAUGUUCUUUUUCACUUUUCAGUUCUUGUAAAGUCUUGAUUUUUAUCUUGUUUUGCUGAUUUUUGCCUGCAUUUAAGUGUUGUAGAUCUAAAGAAUUGCUGAUAUGUAAUGGGUUUUGCAUAAAGUUUUGGUCUUUGAUGUUUUGUUGGUGUGAUUGGUGUGUUUGGUUUGAGAAUUUGUGAUUUUUGUGAUGUUUGGUUGUGUUUUUUGUGGGUUUGGCAUGGGGUUUGUUUGGGGAGGGUAAUUUGAGUUGGGUUUUCUAGAUUUUAUUAAAGUUUGAAUCUUUAGUGAAAGGAAGUGGAUUUCUGUGUUUUUUUUGCUAUUUUUGUUGAUUUUUUAGCAUUUUAGCAAGUCGGGUAUAUUGGAUUGUGUGGUUUUAUUGGGUUACAUUGAUGUUGUUUAUCAGUUUUGAUUGAAAGAUUGUGUUUUUGGGGUUUGAGGAAAGUUGUGUUGUUUUAUGAUUAUGGAUAUGGAAUUAGGUUGAAAGAAAAUACAGUUUGGGAGUGUUUUAUUUUGGUAAUUUGUGUUUAGGUAGCGGAAAAUGUCGUUUAGAAGUAUAAUUCAGGAAAUGAAGGGGGAGCUUGGGAGUAUUUCGAGAAAAGGGUUUGAUGUGAAAUUUGGUUAUGGGUCGAGGUCAAGGUCCCAACGAUCGGUUCAGGAUAGUUCAGUGCCUGUGGAUGCUUUUAAGCAGAGUUGUUGGGCUAAUAUGCCACCGGAGCUUUUGAGGGAUGUGUUGAUGAGAAUCGAGGAAUCUGAGUGUAUUUGGCCUGAUCGUCGAAAUGUGGUUGCUUGUGCUGGUGUCUGCAGGAAUUGGAGAGAGAUAGUUAAAGAAAUUGUGAAAACACCUGAAGCUGCUCGGAUGUUGACAUUCCCUAUCUCCCUGAAACAGCCUGGCCCAAGGGACUAUCUUAUACAGUGUUUCAUCAGACGGGAUCGCAGCACCCAAACAUAUAGUCUUUACUUAUGUGGACAGCAGGCUUCAAAUGAUAUUGGAAAAUUUCUUCUUGCCGCGAGGAAAGUUAGACGUCCGACAUGCACAGAUUAUAUCAUCACUCUAACAUCUAAAGACACUUCGAAGGCGAACAGCAUCUACAUCGGAAAGUUAAGAUCUAACUUUUUGGGGACAAAGUUCACAAUUUAUGAUGCACAACCUCCAAAUGCUGGAGCUCUUGUAAAAUGCCAUUCCUCUAGAGUAGGAUUGAGACAAGUAUCCCCCAGAGUACCUGCCGGAAAUCAUCCUAUUUCUCACAUUUCAUAUGAGUUGAAUGUGCUGGGCUCCAGGGGUCCUAGAAGAAUGCACUGUGUCAUGGAUGCAAUACCUGCAUCUGCUAUUGAGCCAGGAGGAGUGGCACCAACACAAACUGAAUUUGUGCGCAAUGUGGAUUCCUUUCCCUCCCUCCCCUUUUUCAGAUCAAAAUCGAUAUCAGGAUCUUUAUCUACCGAAAAAGAUGGAAUAUUAAUGUUGAAGAACAAAGCUCCUAGGUGGCAUGAGCAACUACAGUGUUGGUGUCUGAAUUUUAACGGGCGAGUGACAGUGGCUUCAGUAAAGAACUUUCAGUUGGUUGCUUGUGUGGAUAGUAGUGCCGCUGGGUUGGAGCCUGAGAAUGUUGUUCUUCAGUUCGGAAAAGUGGGAAAAGAUGUUUUUACCAUGGAUUAUCAAUAUCCAAUUUCUGCGUUCCAGGCAUUUGCCAUUUGUCUUAGCAGCUUUGACACCAAGAUUGCUUGUGAAUGACUAACAAACAGGUUCUGAUGUUGAUAUCAUUUGGGAAUCCAGCAAUAGUAGAGACGUCUGGCAGUUUCAGGCAUCCUUGAUUGAAGUUGCAAACGGCUUCUCUUCUUUUGUUCUUCAUUUCCUUAUGUUUAUCCAUCAAUGUAAUUAAUUUUUCUUUAAGAUAGACCAAAAGAUUUCUGCUGAUGAUCUUGAUGAAGAUCGUCUCUGUCCUAAUUAAGAAGUCGGAUUUGGAUUUGGAAUUUUUUUUUUUUUUUUUUUUUUAAAUCUAUAGAGAAGAUUAGACUGAAGAUUUUGGGUA
This is a messenger RNA of Daucus carota subsp. sativus, 2200 nucleotides long. RefSeq names its product tubby-like F-box protein 3. NCBI's taxonomy places the organism in Eukaryota, Viridiplantae, Streptophyta, Magnoliopsida, Apiales, Apiaceae. The record is from RefSeq and is a predicted model, not a curated record. Gene Ontology annotation, molecular function: protein binding. The transcript has 6 exons. The coding region runs from base 712 to 1902 and encodes 396 amino acids.